This is a messenger RNA of Amoebophrya sp. A120, 8856 nucleotides long. The record is from the annotation of a GenBank genome assembly. Lineage: Eukaryota; Dinophyceae; Syndiniales; Amoebophryaceae.
CUACUAUAGUAACCUCCACUAGGAGCAGGUACCCAAUUUUUCACUUUCACAACGAGUUUUUUGUUCUGUUUCAAUUACUUACAUGUUUCUUGUUCUUCCACCACCCCGACUGAGUCAAUUGCAAAGAACAAAAACGAAAACCAUGUCGACUACUCUCAGCACCUCCACGUGCUGUCGAAGCGCCGUUCGCGGCACGCAGCUGAAACUACAGCACCUAGUGCGGGUUUCUCUACUGCUGGCGACUUCUACUACAACAUGGAAGUCAUCUGCUGACAGCAUCAGCAUCAGCUUGAUCUUGGGGAACGCCGGCGUGCUGGUGUCCGCGAUGCAGGUGAUGGAUAAAAAGAAAAUUUCCACCUCCGGAAUGAAAACUACGCCUGCAAGUACCCAUCAAAAAGUUUUGCAGAAGAGUACUUCUGGAGGAACCACGGCGAGUUCGGCAGCAUCGUUCCGAAGCAAGACCACGAAGAGUAAGCAUUUCGUCGCGCAAGAAGACGAGGACACAUCCGAGACCACUUCACGGAAAAGCAUUAAAAUUUCAGGUCGCGGAGCAGGAGGAGCAGGAGGUUCUUUACUCCAGCGGACGAGUACAACUACUUCUAAAAGUCUCUUGAAACUACACGCGAAAACAAGGGGACAGCACCAGAACUCGAGGAACUUGCUUUCAAGUGAGGACGUAGGUCACAACUCUCUACUGCUUCUUGACGAAGUGAGCGGCGCGGCCACAGCUCUUCCGAGCAAUAGCACACGAGGACACCGACCGAUCACUCUCGGCGACCGUCAGAUAUUCAACGGAGUAGAGGAAAUUAUGACGAACGGCACGAAAUAUGACCACGAGAACGACCAGGACCGUACCAGUAGCGCGACGACCUUCCUAGAACAGCAGCAGAAGCUGAAGGAGAAACAAAAACUGCAGUGGCACUACAAGUACAACGUGAAGUGCGAGCGAACCGUGGGUAAGUUCGUCCCCCAGGCCCCGCAGGAGAUCCAGGCUUACGCAACCGUUGAUCAGGGCCUCCUCUCUCCCGAAUCGGAGCAGAGUCUCUACUGGAACCGCACGGUGAGCCGGUAUAUUGAUGAUCAAGUGGGCUUCCGCGACGAGGGCGGGCCGAUCGGGCGGCUUCUGGUCGUGGUUCCAAGCCUGUACAGCGACAACGUGAAGCCAAGAACUGAGGACCUGUGCAGCGAAUUUGCGACUGAGUUCGAGGACCUCAACGGGCAAACGGAAGACGGAGAGUUAGUGGACGGGAAGGAGGAGCAGUAUCAACGAUUUCACGUGCUCGUCCCCUUUUUUGCGGCUGCCGCCGACGUGGUUGACACCUCGCAAUUUAAGUGGGCGGGCGCUGAGGGAAAUGCCGACACGUCCAACGCCGAAGCCCUGAAGGGACACGUCAAGUCCAGUUCAGGACAUAUGGCGUUCUCAAAUGUCACAUUCUCAACUGUUGCAUGGAUUUGUGAUGCAAGACUGGCAAAAGUGAAAGGGGUCACCUUGCGCGUCUUGUAUGACAGAUCUGGCAAAGAUUCUCGGCCUGUUUGGCUCUUCGGGGAUUUGCCAUGCGAAGCGGCUUGACCGUGUCGAUUCUGAUAGUGAUUUUGCAUUACAAACCAUGUAUCCUUGCAGUUGAGGAUGUAACAUUUGAGAACGCCAUAGGACAGACCGCCUUUGAGGUUUUCGACGUCCUGAUUGGCCGGCUUCUGGGGCGCGUAGAGAAGCAGCUGGUCCUGACGGGCCGCGGAAAAGGCUGCGACUUCCUGCAGCGAUGGAUGCUGGUGAGCAACAUUCCCGUGGAGUUUUUCAACAAGUACCGGGCUCAGGUAUCAAAUGUAAAAAUGUCUGGGUCUGGAAGAAUGCGCGAUUUGCCAUGCUGCUUUUCCAUGACCCAUGAGGUCUGGAAUGCAGGACCUAGCAUGACAGGUUCUGCGAGACCUUUCUAAUGCCUAUCCUGCAUGAGAAACUACCUCCCAACUUGGUCAAAACUGGACGACUUUUGGUAAUCAUGCAACACAGAUUUUUGCAUGCUGCAGAUUUAGCAUGACAAGUUGCAAUCUUCCAGACCCAGACAUUUUUACAUUUGAUAUCAGGUCUUGCUUGGCCAGUGCGACACCUACGGCUACCUCGACCGCUACCGCCCGAACGGGGAGUGGAAAACGUCCAACUGCCGCGGAUAUCAAAUGUAAAAAUGUCUGGGUCUGGAAGAAUGCAACUUGUCAUGCUGCAUUUGGAUUCCAGAAAAAUCUGUAUUGCGUGAGUACCAAAAGGAAUGUAAUUUUUGCUACGCGGAGCGGGCAUUUGUCAUGCGGAAUAGGCAUCAAGAAGCUCUGAAAAAAUAUAAAUCUGUGAUGCUAGGGCAUGCAUCACAGACAUCAAGGCUCAUGCAAAACGUGCAUGACAAGUGUCAGCAUGUUCCAGACCCAGACACUUUUACAGUUGAUAGCGGAACGGACGCCCUAAAGGCGACGUGCGACAAGCCUUCGGAGGGCCAGUGGAUUUCCAGCGAGGACCAUUGGAAAACCCAUGUUGUUCUGCCACCCGAGCUAGACGAUUGCACCAGCCAGAUGGGCUACGGUUCCAGGAGCGACUUCUACCCGAUGUUGGUGAACCACGAAGGUGCUGCGCAGGAAGCUGCCUACCCGCCCGCGCUCGGGAUCGAGUUCGACACAGGAUUCAACCACUGGCUGCCAACGAACACCCCCGCGGAGCCGCAAGCCCCCCUGUGGGUAUCAAAUGCAAAAAUGUCUGGGUCUGGAAGAAUGCAAGAUUUGUCAUGCAUAUUUCUCAUGACCCAUGAUGCCUGCAAUGCAUUCCCUAGCGUCACAGGUUUUUUGAGGGAUUCUUGAUGCCCAUUCCGCAUGACAAAUGCCCUCUCCGCGUAGCAAAAAUUAGAUUCCUUUUGCUGCUCAUGCAACACAGAUUUUUUAGACAUCGAAACGCAGCAUCACAAGUUGCAUUCUUCCAGACCCAGACAUUUUUACAUUUGAUACAGCCUCGCGCUGCCCGAUCGCGUCGUCCCUGUCACCCCCAUUCACAUCGAGACCCUCGAAGAGGUCCUGCGCCCCGUGGUAAAGGACACUGACGGGGACCAAGCUGGCCAAGCCCUCCCCGCGUUCCCGCCCUUCAUGCAAAAGGUCGAGGCCAAGAUCAGUGAUGCGGACACCGAUUCGAUUGAUAACUACCUGAAAGACACCGACAGAAGUGGUGACUAUGUGGUUACCAACUACCUGCACGAGCACGUUUUCCGCCGGUUCCAGGUGCAUCUCACCUUGGACCGCGGGGACCGGUAUCAAAUGCAAUAUAUGUCUGGGUCUGGAACAUUCUAAACUUGUAAUGCUGUCUCUCGAUUCUAAAAAAUUAAAAUUUCCAUUGCAUGACCAGCAAGAAGACUCCAGUUUGUGCUACGCGGAGACGGCAUUUCUCAUGCGGUAGAGGUAUCAGUAUCACAAAGACAAAGCGCUCUAAAAAUCUGUGAUGCUACGGCCAGCAUCACAGUCAUCAUGGGUCAUGGAAAAUAUGCAUGACAUAUCUAGAAAUCUUCCAGACUCAGACAUAUUUGCAGUUGAUAGCCGGUGCCUCUCCUUGUCACACGGGAAUCAGAACGCAGCCGUCCGCGAAGCGUACGAGGCUUCCGCGGAGGUUCAGAGUGCCGACGGUUGUCGGCUGAAAUACGCGUCCAAAGAGUGGUUUUUUGAAGAACAUUUCUGCGAAUUCGGCUCUGCGGCCCGCUUCUACAGCACCAAGAUCGAAGCUCGGCAGCGCGCUAACGCGCAGGGGUUUCACCGGUACCAGCGCGCGAACUCCUGGCGGUUUUGGCUGGAGUGGCGGCUGGAUUUGCAGAACCUGCGGGAGAAAGCGGAAACAGAUUUGGCUUUCGACGUGGUGGAAAACGACGAUUACUACUACAAGUUCUACGACUGUGAGACACUGCUGGAUGGCUACGUCGUAAACGAUCCUGAGAAAAAUUGCCGCCACACCUGGACCUUCAUGAAACAGCUGCUGCGGUCCAUGCUGGUACACGAGGACGACGCCGCGAUCCCGGCGCCGCCCAGCGCCGACGUCGCCCGCAUCGCCGCGGCCUACACGCUGAUCCACACCACGACACCGCCCCCGCCGCUUGAUUGUGUGAAUCUGGCGAGCGAAGGCUACGGCCCCGGCUGGAAGUCCCAAGUGAACGAGGAGACCAGGCAGUCAGAGUGUGUGGAAAACCACUGCCGCUGCAGCUACGGCGAGCCCCUGCAGUCGGCGACCCGCUGCCCCGAGGACGGCGUCACGCCUGGCUGCAAGAACGGCGGUUGCUGGUCGGGAUUUCGCAGCCUGGUGGACGAAGCGGCAACGAAGAACUCGACGGUGGUUGAUGACAACGGCGAAACGCCAGAAGUGCUGCUGUGCGCGCUCAACCAGUGCUACUGCGAGUUCGGAUUACCAUUAGAGCACAGUGCCCUGUGCCCGGAGCACGGGGUCACGCCUGGGUGCUGGCCUGAAAGUAAGUUCUGCCACAAGGGCUACAAGAUUGAAGGGGUGCCCGAUGGAAAUGCCAUUUGCGUCGAGAACACCUGCGAAGAGCCCGGCACGCACAAGGAGGUGGCCUCGAAGGAGUGCGUGGCCAACUACUGCAAGUGCUUCAACGGCGUGCCGCUGCAGAGCGCGGAGUUUUGCCCGGAAAAUUUGUCCACCCCCGGGUGCGAGCCGGGCCAGUGUGACCAGGGCUCGCACGAUAUCGCAAGGAAAAAUCCCCCCUCCCCAUUAUUGAAAAGGCAUCCUUGGGAAAAUUUGUGAUGCAGAUUUGUGGUCACAAAUCAUUUUUGUCUUGCAAGAAGGCAAGCGCUGAGGGAUGAGCCGCAUUAUGGGUGCGAUUUGUCAUGCUGGUUGGCCUACAGGGCAGGCGUUUCCUAUGCUAUACAGCUAGACUCGUGCGCUCCUAAACAGCCUGAGAAUCUGGCCACAAUUCCUUACAGCAAGACAGAUCUCAUUUGUGUACGCAGUUCCAGCAUCAGAAAUUUCGUUUUGAUAUGGGGAGGGGGGAUUUUUCCCUUUGAUGCACGAGAUCACAGAGCCCAAUGACCCGGGAAACACGAACAAGGUUUGCCAACUGAACCACUGCGACUGUGCGUUUGGCGCCGACCUAAUCGGGUGGCCCUGCCCCAAGAACGGGGAGCCGGGGUGCGAGGCCGACAAGUGCAAUCCCGGGUAUGUCCUCGAGCCGGACAGCGUCGUGUGUGUGAGUAGCACGACGAGCACCACGACGACGUCUACUACCACUGUAAACCGGAACGAGCAGGUGUUUCUCAACCAGGAAAAACCGACGAAAGUCAUCGACAAAACCGCGUUUCUAAAUCUCUUGACCAGCGGGGUUGCCAGAAAAGGGCUGAUAUGCAUUGCAAAAGUAUCGCACUCGUGUAAAUGCAUUACAAAUUUCCCCAGCAUGAGAAAUGAAAUUUGUCAUGCGAAUUUACCCUAAGAAAAAAAUUUGUAAUGCAUGAAUGCAAUUACUACGAUACUUUUGCACGGGAUAGCUGACCUUCUGCACCGAAGAGGACGUGGCUACCUUCAACCCGUCGGCGCAGCACAGCUACUGGCCGGAUUAUUUGUACGAUGAAAUCCAUUACCCGGACGCUAGCGGAAAGCUGCAGACCCUGGAAAAGAAAACCGGCCCCGGCAAGACGUACUGCUUCGAGCAGGGGGGGAUUUUGUAUGACGGCGAAGUGAUAUGAAACUGCACAGCCCCCCCUCGUCUCCCUCAUUUGUCAUGCAAAAUACCAAAUCCAAGCGCUGCUGCGUGGUACUGUUUGCAUGACAGAUUCCGGAAGCCCAAACAGUACCACACUAGGCGCAUGAAUUUGUCAUGCAAAGGCUCCAUGUGCGGUGGUGUUUGUAUUGCUGUUCAUGCAAUACAAAUGAGGGGGAGGGGGAGUUGUGCACAUUCAUAGGUGAAAACCGGGCUGCUUCAUCUGGAGGACCUCACGGACGCCAACCUGAAGGCAAACCGCUUCGAAAAUUGCGGACAUUUCAUGGAGCACCUAUGACAAUGCACAACAACUCCCCCUGCGGCCCCUCAUUUGUCAUGCAAAACACCAAAUCCGCGCUUUUCUCUUUGGCACUAGUUGCAUGACAGAUUUCGGAAGUCGAAACAGCACUAGAAUCGGUCGUGAAUUUGUCAUGCAAAAGCUGCAUGUAUGCCAGCACUUGUGUUGCUGCUUAUGCCUUUCAAAUGAGGGAAUAAAGGGGGAGCUGUGCACUCUCAUAGCACUGCGGCAAGUACGAGAACGAAGACAUUCCGCAGGCAUCCUGGGCGGAUUGCGGCAAGAACAUGGCCAAGGCGGGGGGGUUUCAACAUGCCGGCCACGGAACAUCAAAUUCUACCGCGGGCGACGAGAAUGUUGACCUUGAGAACGACCUCCCCGAGGAAGAGGAGGACGGGGGCGGGGUUGUCCCCUCCGAGUUUGACAAGAUCCGGAAGUACGAAACGCCGUGGGCAGUGGUUUGCUUCGAAAACAAGAGCCCGUUUAAGCCGCACUGGGUGAUCACCCCAGUGGAGGUGUUUACGGAAAUUUGGAAGAAAUCCAAAAUGUUUUUCACCUCGGAGUACCCGAAAACCACGUUCGUUUCCACGACGAACAACUACAACUUUCGGGCUGCGGAAGACGACGGCGAGGAGGCAGAGAAGUUGUACCGGCUGCUCACGUGGAGUAGUAGUAGUACUUCUACUUCUAAUGAGGAAGAGGAACAAGCAGUGGUGGCAGGAUCUUCAACAACUGACGGACAAGAAGCAGGGGAAGAACAAACUGACCCUCCUCCUCCCGCCGACGCGGGAUUUCCGCCUUCCUACGCCCCCAUGGUGCUGUGGGUGGGCAAGGGUGCGACCACUUUGUACGUGAAAAACGCGUAUCAAAUGCAAAUAUCGAUCUGGGUCUGGAAGGAUGCAAACUUGUGAUGCUGUCUGUGGAUUCUAGAAAAAAUUUGUAUUGCGUGACCAGCAAUGGGAAUCCAGUUUGUGCUACGAGGAGAGUUGUGCAUUUCUCAUGCGGAAUAGGCAUCGGGAAGGCCUCUGAAAAUCUGUGAUCAUGCUAGGCCAUGCAUCACAGGCAUCAGGGGCCAUGCAAAAUAUGCAUGACAAACCUGGCAAAAAUCUUCCAGACCCAGACAUAUUUGCAAGGCAUAACGCUCUCUCGCCGGGCACCGCGCAGAGCGCGGACUGGGUGGACUGCCCGGCGGGGCCGGACCGGGACCGCUUUGGCAAUCCGGCCGUCUACCUGAACGUGGAAAAACCUUCCAAGGAAGGGUGGGAAGAGGCUUUCGCCUCGCGCGAGGCGCCGGGCGGGCUGCAGUGGUGCGGCGCAGGCCUGUCGAUGGUGGACCAAGUGAAGCACCCGCCCUCGCCCGACUGCACGCCCGAAGAUUUGAUCGUGCCCAGCCGCUGGCCCUACUACUUCUCCGAAACGAAAGCGACCCUGAGCAUCGAAGCCCGGGCGCUGAUCCAGGACGUGGAAGCGGAAAGCCACCCGGUUUCCGAUAAAAAGGAGCCCUACUGCUUCGAAAAGGGCGGGGUUCUGUACAACAACGAGGUGCGGGACCUGCUGGCUAUUGACACGCUGACCGACGAAAAUUUGAAGAAGAACGACUUGACCAACUGCGCGCGGUGGAUGACCGGUAAAAACGACAACAGCAACCCGGACGAGUACCCAGCGGACCAGCCGUAUGAGUGUGUCAGAAUCGAAAUCGAAAAAGUUGAAAUGCUUUGUCAUGCAUAAAAUGCAACCCACAAAGUGCCUGUCUUGCAGAGUAGGCAAGUGAGGCAGAUUGUAUUAAGCCUGUUGAGGGGUGCUAGAAACUGAGCUGCUAAAGUAGCAUGACAAAAGGCGUCUUCCUUACGCAAACAGCAUGACAAACUGGAUUUCGGCUCUACCCAAAUUUCUCAUGCGCCACUUCGAAACUGGGUUACAACUCGUACGCAUUUUAUGCAUGACAACUCAUUUGAACUUUGUCGAUUUCGAUCCUGACGCUUCCAUAAGCCGUUUAUGCUGGUGUCCGCGCCCGGGGGGUUUGGGAAGAACAUGCCGGCGCUGUUCAAGGACUCGGUGUUUCCCUGGGCGGUGUAUCCACAGUAAAUUUCCCGUACACGUACAAAUGCUGUCUCUGCAUGACAAAACUGACCUUCAAUCUUAGUCAGCAUGACAAGUUUCUUGACACUCAAAGUUAGACAAAUUUGUCAUGCAUUUUGUACAUGUGCGGGAAAUUUGUAUUGCAUAGGGUGGUGUGCUUCGAGAACCAGUACCCCAGCUCGCCCAAGACCGUGCUCAGCGACAAGUUGUUUUUCCUGACUUUCACCAACCCGAAGGGCCUGCUCGCGGAAAACGGCGAAGACAACUUUCAGCUGCACGCUAUGGCGCUCUCAAACGUUACAUUCUCAACUGUUACAUGAAUUUGUGAUGCAAGAAGGGCAAAAGUGAAAGGAGGAAGAUUGCGCCUUUUGCAUUACAGAUUUGGGACGGAUUAGAGUGCUAUUUAGCCCUCCGCAAAUUUGUCAUGCGGAGUAGCUUGAUCGUGAGGAUGAUCAUAGUGCUUUUGCAUUACAAAUUCAUGUAACAGGAGCUGCGAAUAUAACAUUUGAGAACUCCAUACACGCCCCGGAGCUGCUCGAGUUGCUGUUUGCUACCGACAAGUACCCGGGUUUGAUGCUGUGGGUUGGCAAGGCGCACAAAACCGUGUUUUUCAAAAACAGCUUCACCAAGGCCACGGAGACAAGCAUCGGCGAGCUGAUUACCACUGCGGAGCCAAAGGCGCAAGAGUCGCUAACUCCGAAAGACGACGGCGCUGUUGCGACUGAGGCGCCGGCGACAACGGCGCCGCCCGGGUGUUGUUAG